UGGGGGUAGAGUGUCUACACACCCUCUCCAGUCCUGACAUGACUCUACUGCGCAAUUGCAAACAACUGUAACCGAAGUGGUUUCGGAAAAAUGUUACUAGUACUCGUAAGCUGAUUUGGCAAACGACAGCAGAAUCUGACACCACUAGAUCGUAAUGAGGAGGACAAAACUAAAGAAACAAGCCGUGAUGUGACAUAUCCAGGGAAGAUCACACGAAGCCGUACUGAAAAUCAAAGGACGAAAUCAAUCAAAACCUGCCCGCUACUGUAGCCAAUAUUCGGGUGGAAAUGGAUGGAGAGCUACCAAGCUAGCGAGAGGAAACGGAAUCUGGUCAGGGAAGGACAGUUAAUGAAAUCGACGAGAUUGAAGUAAUAUUGAGUACCUUCACGUCAUUUUUUGUUGACGAGGACGUUGUUCAAUCGCUAAACAUAUGAGAGACUGGAGCCUAUCGUGACGCUUGCUAGCUAGCUGGGUGUGCAGAUUUACCUAACCUUAGUUACCGCCGUCCGACCAGUCCUUUGGAAGCUUAUAGCUGCACGUUUGACUGAACAACACCACCGGCCUUGGGAAUCACCUAGCUAGCUAGUUGGACUGUAAAGAAACUUUUUUGCCGCUGUGUGGUUUGAUAAGUUAGCUGGCUAGCUAAACAUGCUAACAGCACAAGUGAUUUGUUAGCUGGCUAACAUUGUAUGCUGUACUUUCCGAUCCCGAGACGCCUCGCUGGAGGUGGAGAAUCUGUAACGGUGGAUUAGCAAACAUUUACAAACUGCUUACUGUGAAGGAUAGCUAGUUAGCACUGCUAAUACGCGGCGCAUGUGGAAAAAUUUUUGGUUUCUUUGCCCUCCUUGGCUCCCAAGUUCAGUUAUCUGGUUAGUGACAGACACGUGCUUUUUCUAAGUAUCCAGUCAACUACUCAACAUUGCUUAUAUUCCCUGAAUUGGCCUGAGAGUUUGAUCUUUGUAUGGUCAGUUAUUCAUUUAGAUUAGUUAGCCAUUUAACAACCUGUCACCUCGUCCAUGCUGUAAGGGGCUGUAAUGAGAUAUGAAAAAUAGCUACUCAUAUUUAGUUGCACUGAGACCAUUUUAAGUGUCGUCUUCCCUAAUUUUGUUAAUCGGUAAAGAGGCUGCAAACGUUUGCUUUGGACUGUACAGCUUGCUUAGAGGGAGUGAAGAGUUAGCUAGCGAGUGAUCUUGCUGCUACCAAGGUAGGGCACAAUGGAUCCUCAAGAAGAGAAUGGUCGUCAGGAUGCGGACUCAGGAAGCUUACGGGGCACCACAGAGAGUCUCGCCGAUGCAGAGAGCUCGAUCGGCUCAGACUCGGAGAUCAACGGCUUUCCCGGCAACAACGAGAUGCAACCUGACAAGUACGGAUUCAUUGGAGGCGCGCAGCAGUACACUGGAGAUUCGGCCCAGGACGUUCCACCAGAGGUACUGAGGCAGAGAGAGGUGAAGUGGCUGGACAUGCUCAACAACUGGGACAAGUGGAUGGCCAAGAGACACAAGAAGGUGAGGUUGCGAUGCCAGAAGGGGAUCCCCCCCGCACUGCGAGGCCGGGCGUGGCUCUACCUGUCCGGGGGAAAGGUGAAGAAGGAGCAGAACCGUGGGAAGUUUGAGGAGCUGGACGGUCAGGCGGGGGACCCCAAGUGGCUGGACGUGAUCGAGAAGGACCUGUACCGCCAGUUCCCGUUCCACGAGAUGUUCGUCGCGCGAGGGGGCCACGGGCAGCAGGACCUGUACCGUGUGCUGAAGGCCUACACCCUGUAUCGGCCAGAGGAGGGCUACUGCCAGGCCCAGGCCCCGAUCGCCGCAGUGCUGCUUAUGCACAUGCCGGCAGAGGAUGCCUUCUGGGGGCUCGUCCAGAUCUGUGAGAAGUACCUUCCUGGAUACUACAGCGCAGGCCUGGAGGCGAUCCAGCUGGACGGGGAGAUCCUGUUCGCCCUGCUGCGCCGCGUCUCCCCGCCCGCCCACCGGCACCUGAAGAAGCACAAGAUCGACCCCAUCCUGUACAUGACGGAGUGGUUCAUGUGCGCCUUCUCCCGAACUCUGCCCUGGGCCUCCGUGCUCCGCGUCUGGGACAUGUUCCUCUGCGACGGUGUAAAGAUCAUUUUCCGGGUGGGCCUGGUGCUGCUGAAGUGCAUGCUGGGAUCUCAGGAGAAGCUGAAGGCGUGCCAGGGUCAGUACGAGACCAUGGAGCUGUUGCGCAACGUGGACCAGCGCUACAUGGAAGAGGGCUUCCUCGUCCGAGAGGUUCUGGAGGUGCCGGUGUCGGAGCGGGACAUCGAUAAGGAGCACCAGGUGCAGCUGAAACGCUGGAAGGAGACCCGGGGAGAGCUGCACUACAAAUCCCCUCCCAGGAUGCACGGCGCCAAGGCCAUCAUGACAGCAGAGCCGCCCAGCCACCAGGACCUGUGGCAGAAACCCACCAUCAUCGUGGAGUCACCCCUGCUGAAGGAGGAGGAGAAGGAGAAGGAGAAGGAGAAGAGCAAGGAAGAGAAGAAAGAGAAAAACAAGAAGGCCAAGAAGAAGAAGGCCCCCGCCCCGAUUAAGGACAUUCCAAACCCUUACGCCUUACCCAGCGACCCCCAGCCCCUCCACAAACACACGCCCCUCCAGGGCUCCACCCAGAGCCUGAGCAGCACAGAGGAGGACACCUACCUGUAGCUGGGUCUUGUGCUCCCUCUUGUGGUGGGAGUGUGGAAGUGCAACUCUGGAGCUGUCCGGUGAGGAAUGGGGUAACAGACGAGGACAGGCUGGGCUGGAAAACUGGAAUCUCACCGGCGCCUGUGUGCGCAUCUUAAGGCACAAUCUCAGACAGGUUCACCUUCCUUUGCUCCAUUUAGCCCCUCAGACGAGCCAUUCUGCCCCCCUCCAUCUCACUGGACACUGUCUACUCUUCGCCUCUGUUCAGGUCAAGGCGCACUGUGACUCCUGGACUAGAGCUCAACCGUUUCAUGCGUGCUGGCUUUGUGAGGGAUACCCCUUUCCCUAAAACACGCUCGUAACCGCGCUGGCUGCGACUACUGCGCACUCACUAACAGAGUUAUCUUUUCACGGGUGAUACACUGUUGCCAUAAAUUGUGUCUAAUCCAGAAGGACCAAAUAUUAACCCCACAAUUUAGAUAGCCUUUUUUGUAGAUUGUGUAGAUGUGCGCAUUCUUGAUAC
Molecule: messenger RNA, 3162 nt
Organism: Megalops cyprinoides (Indo-Pacific tarpon)
Lineage: Eukaryota; Metazoa; Chordata; Actinopteri; Elopiformes; Megalopidae
Product: TBC1 domain family member 10A-like
Exons: 9
Coding region: 1215-2660 (481 amino acids)
Source: RefSeq, a predicted model, not a curated record